AGGCCUAAUCACAGAUUUUACCUCCUAGAGUUCUGUAUCUGGUGGUGUAUAUGGAAUCAUUUACAGCAUUGACUUGUUCUUGGAGCACACGUGGACAGAUGCAGACUGGCAAACCACUAAGUAUACUGUCAUCAAAUCCAUCACUACACCUUUCAUGCCACAAAUACCAACUGUUAUCAACAAUACUCUGCCAGAGGAAAAGAUAUUUAAUGUUGCAUUUGGACACUUUCUUCCUGAUGUCUCUCUGGUGGCAAUAACAAUAGGAAAUGUGCCAUUUACCCUUAGAGAAGCACAGCACCAAGGGUAUAAGAUUUAUGAAACUCCUUUUUCUAAUGGAACGAAAGAAUUUAUCUUGGAAGUCUCCUUUGAUGAUCCAUACGUUCUAAAGGAGUAUGUGAAUAGAAAUGAAACGAAAUAUACCCUUCUUGUUAACUACACUAUAAGCGUGGGUCCAGAGAUGAUACCCUAUUAUCAUUCUGCAGAGGUGGAAUGCAUGAUUGCUGAUAUUGAAAUACCAGAAGCAGUUGGUUACUGUGAUGAAGAAAACCUCUACCUUAUCAUUCCUGGUUUUGGCCUGCACCAGUACUGGAACUUGUACCUUGGUACCAAGCUUCUGAACAGGCACACUGCACAUACAAAUGGGUACCUCACAGCUACCAAUGCUACUCAUCUGAUCCUGCAAAUACCUUUGUUUGCUGUGGGAGUCAUCUAUGAGGAAGUGUCCUUCCAGAAAAUUAAAGCAAGGUUUGAUGUUGCCUUAAGGAAAGUGAGAACCAUGGAGACCUUGCAGACAUUCUCCGUUAGCUGCAAUUUUAAUUCCCCAGCAUUUAUAUUAUGCUACCCAGAUGGUACUGUAAUUAUAUCUGCCCAAAUGAAGACAGUUCCUGGCAUUGAUAUGAGUAGAACCCAACUAAGGGAUAGCUCAUGCAAGCCCAAAGAGUAUAACAAAGAACAUGCCUUCUUCAAGUUCCACGUCACCACCUGUGGCACUUCAGUUAGGUUUGAAGGUGAUCACAUUGUUUAUGAAAAUGAAAUCUCUUAUGAGAAAGAGAUUCUUCCAGGACAAAGCCAGCCGACAAUCACAAGAGAUCCAGACUACAGUUUAACAGUCUUGUGCUACUAUCGAACAAAAGAGACAGUGAUGCUAGGUGCCUUCAUUAGCAAGCCUUCUGCAUCACAUCCCUCUGGCUCUGGUACAAUAGUGCCAAGGUCAAAUUCUGCAGUACACAGAAGGAUAAGACAAGCUCUGAAUGUAGUUUCAAGAGUGUCCAAAAGUGCAUCUUUCGUGGAUUUCUACGAGCCCAAUGUGGCAAUACUCAAGCGACCCACAGAGUCUGUGUUUCUCGAGGUGGAGCUGAAAGAUGAGAGCCCUGAUGCUGAGUUAUACCUGGAUAACUGUUGGGUAACAGGGUCUCUAGAUUUCAACAGCACCCCAAGGUGGAACAUCACUGUGGAUGGGCAAGUAGUAACUGAAUGACCAAUGUGUUCAUCAGAGGAACUAUGAUUUCUUCUAGAUCUUUUGAUCUGUUCUCUCAAAUAGGUGUGAGAUUAAUGGCAGUGAGUAUGUUGCAGAGUUCUGCUCAGUAGCUGCUAGCUCUAGAGUGAGACACCCUUCUCAUUUCAAAAGGCUGGCAGUAAGGACCCUGACACAUCGACUGAAACAGGUAAAGUUAAGUAAAAGGCUCAUCCACCAUUCAUGGACCCAAUCUGGAGUACUUCUUAAGAUCAAUUAAAAACCCAGCCAAUUUAAAUAUCUCACAGAAUUAAAACCUAUCCAGCAUCCAGCCCAAGUAGCCUGACUGGUGUAUAGAUUUAAUUUAGUUCUCUUCUCAAAUCCCCUCUGUAACAUGAUUCCAGUGACUUGAAAUUGGACAGUCUGGAGUAAACAGUGAAGUUUGGUAUGUAAAUAUGAUUUUUAUAUGGUGUUCUUGAGAUUUUAUAGGGACAUAUUCGCAGCACUUCAACUGAAAAUGUCUAGAACAGAAAAUUCAACUUUUGCACCAUAACAUGCAACAAGAAUUUGACCCUGUCAUCUCUCACCUGCCAGUCAGACAUCCCCUCAGAAGCCAGCUCAGUAGGCAGGGAAGCAGAGGAAUGUGUGUCUGGCCUUACAUUUUGGAGAAUCUGUUUUCCUUCAACAUUGUAAGAAGAGCAAAGAAAACCCAGGACAGUCAAUUGGGAGUGCAUUGCUCCUCGGGUACCCAAUUGAGUGGAUUCUAGCUCAAGUCAUGGCAGCACCACUGUCUAGGCAGCUUAAGCACAUAAUUUUUUUACUUGGCCUUUUUUGAGCUGUUCAACUUGUGAACUUGCUAGAAAUGAACAUGAUGCAAUUCUGGCAUGUGCUACUUCCUAAACGGGCAGCUGCAUCUAGCGCAAGAUUGAGUUUCUGUCUAGCUUUAAUACUCAGCCUCACUGAGGCUCAUGAGGUUUUCACUUCUCUCGUCUCAGCCUCUCAGUUACCAAACUGCCUGAGGGCUUCUUUGACACCAAAUUUGAAAUUCAAAGCAGGUUCAGCUAGAAGGUGUCAUAUGCAAGUGUUCAGACAAACCUGAGUCUAAUCAACUAUAACUUCUGCAAAAGGAGAACAAAAGGCAUAACAAUGCUCUGCAAGAGAGAUCUCAUGUGGAC
Messenger RNA from Meleagris gallopavo (turkey), 2628 nucleotides. Lineage: Eukaryota; Metazoa; Chordata; Aves; Galliformes; Phasianidae. The record is from RefSeq and is a predicted model, not a curated record.